AUGGUCAAGUGGGCCGUGGAAUUGGGGGAAUAUGACGUAGAGUAUGAGCCGAGAACGGCAAUCAAAGCACAAGCUCUUGCGGAUUUCAUCCAAGAAACCACUCGACGACCUGUGCAAGAAUUUUGGAUCACUUUUGUCGAUGGGUCGGUAACAAAGGAAGGGUGCGGAAUUGGGGAGUACAUCAUCUCCCCAAGCUAUGGGAUAUAUCAGUUUGCUAUCAAGUUCACUUGCAGGAUGUCCAACAAUGAGACCGAGUAUGAGGUCGUGGUCAGAGGAGCACAUAUUUUGUCAGAAUUGCGGGCUGAGUGUGUUAUCAUCAGAACCGACUCCCAGUUGGUGGCUCAACAAUUUUUGGGAGAAUGCCAUAUCAAAGAAGAUCGGAUGCGGGCAUAUUACAAUAAGAUCAACGAAAUGAAAGCAAAGUUCAUGGAAUUUAAAAUUGAGCAGAUUUCCCGGGAAGAAAACACAAAGGCAGACUUACUGGCGCGCAUGGCUAGCGCAGUGGAACAAACGUGGAAUGAUGAGAUCAUAUUGCUCUGUGAUACCAGAGAAAUGAGGACUUCACAAGUCUUUUCGGUGGAAAUCAGGGAUGACUGGCGGGCCCCAACUAUGCAUUUUCUCAAGACAGGGGAGAGGUUGAGCAAAGAAUCCAAUCAGAGGGCUCGCUACGAGAAUUAUUGUUUGAUCAAUGAUCAACUCUACAAGCGGUCUUUUACCCACCCUUUAUUAAAAUGCUUAUCUCCUGAUGAAGCUGACUUUGCUCUAAAAGAAAUUCAUGCAGGUUGUUGUGGUGCACAUACGGGAUUCAGGGACCUUGUACGAAAAAUCAUUCGGGCAGGGUUCUAUUGGCCUAACAUCAACAAAGAUGCCAGGGAAUUCGUCCGCAAAUGCGAGGCUUGCCAGGGACACGCCGGGAGAAUCAACGUCCCAGGGGAAACCAUGGGCGUCAUGCAUGCUGCAUACCCAUUCGACAAGUGGGGCAUAGAUAUAGUCGGGAAACUGCCCACGGCACCAGGGGGCAAGUGCUUUCUCAUUGUAGCAGUGGACUACUUCUCCAAGUAG
This is a messenger RNA of Salvia miltiorrhiza (redroot sage), 1062 nucleotides long. RefSeq lists its product as uncharacterized. The transcript has a single exon. Gene Ontology annotation, molecular function: RNA-DNA hybrid ribonuclease activity; nucleic acid binding. Lineage: Eukaryota; Viridiplantae; Streptophyta; Magnoliopsida; Lamiales; Lamiaceae. Bases 1 to 1062 code for a protein of 353 amino acids. Gene Ontology annotation, biological process: DNA integration. The record is from RefSeq and is a predicted model, not a curated record.